Polistes canadensis is the source of this 393-nucleotide messenger RNA. RefSeq lists its product as uncharacterized. The transcript has a single exon. The coding region runs from base 1 to 393 and encodes 130 amino acids. The record is from RefSeq and is a predicted model, not a curated record. NCBI's taxonomy places the organism in Eukaryota, Metazoa, Arthropoda, Insecta, Hymenoptera, Vespidae.
AUGGUUGCGGGGAUAAUUCCCCUUGAUCAUCUUGCGCCCCGACUAGCGGACGUGUAUUCGACCCUUGGUGACGCGGAGGGACCUGUCCGGGCGUUGGGCGCUGAGGCCAGGAGGAUGGCGAUUGCUGCAUGGAAGGAAGAGGAGAUUAUCCUAAUAGGGGCAACGGGGAAAACGGGGGCGCGGGUAAGGGCGGCUAUUGCUGGCAGGUUGGAUGAGUGGGUUGAGAGGCCGUACUCUAUAGGUACGACCUUUCACACCACUCAGCUGAUGACUGGACAUGGCUGCUUCCCUGCGUACCUUUUCAGAAUAUGGAAAGCGGCAUCUCCGCAGUGGUUUCACUGCGGAGCAAACGUAAAUAAUGAAGAUCACACCCUGGUUUACUGCCCUGCGUAG